This is a messenger RNA of Hymenoscyphus albidus, 1234 nucleotides long. The record is from the annotation of a GenBank genome assembly. NCBI's taxonomy places the organism in Eukaryota, Fungi, Ascomycota, Leotiomycetes, Helotiales, Helotiaceae.
AUGGAGCUUGACCCUCAAAUGAUUGAUAUAUAUAAGCGAUACAAAGCUGGUACCAGCAAGGUGAUGGCAUGGCUCGCCAGCAAAACGCCAGAAUCUAUGCAAGACCGCUUUUCAAACGGAUCUGCCAGUUCAAGUGGAGGCAGAUUUAAGGGCAAGGAGAGGGCUAAGCAUAAAGCGAAAUCAGAGAAACUCUCUAUCGCUGUAGCUAAUAUACCGAUAAUUUCCAAAGUCAUUGCAAGCACAGCAAAAACAUCCGUUCCUGAUGAUAUCAUCCAAACCUUAGAAGAUGUCAUUGUAGCUCGGAGUGCCUGUAACAAGUUUUACGAGUAAGUUUCAACAUUUUAACAUAGAUAUCGCUCCAGUCUUUGUUUUGGUUUCCGUACUAAACAAUGCUCAGAAGUCAGGAUUUUGCGAAUCAGUCCACGAAUCUUUCGAACCAAAAGCACCGGUACCUUAUCCAAAUCCUCAGCGAAACACUUGCGCUCCUGAAACCACUUAGCAGAUCUACAGCCACAAGCACGGUACCCAAAGAACCGGACCAUGACUUGAAGUCUGGAAAACAUAUUGGUGAUCUUUGUAAUCGUUUUGGUUUUUUGGAAAUUGAAGAACCCACGAGUUGGACAUCAACUGCAGUGUCGAAUAAAUCGAACAAGCCCAUUCAUGAUUACGAGAUCAAAAAGACAGAAGAAGACACCUCGUUCGCGAUAUAUUGUCUCUUCAAGGACCUGACUGACAUUCGUCACUACAUUCGACAGACUGUGAGUAGCAAACAUAGCACACUUCCACUCAUCCUAUACAUAGCCAUUACGAGAUAGAUGUGGUAUUAUCAGUCUACUGCUCUGCCGAUAGAGGCAAGAGUCAGACACCUGACGUAUUCCGCUUUAUCUCUAGGCAUCCCGUCUUCGUUAAUGUCUACAAUCUACUAUGGAGGAGGAGAUAGUAGUUGAAUAUUGCCUUUGCUAACGGACGUGCGAAUUAGUGGGCAGAAUAUCGAGAACACUGUAUCACUUUCACGACUGCUGCAUCAGUUACGAACACGGCUAUUGCACUAUUUCGUCGCCUCACUAGAGAAUUCGUUUCCGAAUUCCCCCAGUUUGAGGACCAUGGAGCAAUCAUAAAUACUGCUCCCCGACCCCCCACGAUAAGGAUUCCCAGGAUUUUGCGAUAUACACUGCAGGUGGGGUUGGAGUCAGCUCUCGGACAUUGUUCUGCCAUCUUACCUAUGAAGUUUUGA